AUGGCCAGUCUGCCUGGCGCCGCCGCGGUCCUUGACCGCCAGGACUGCAGUAAUGGAUGCUGCGGGGAGUACAACAGAGAAGGAGGGUCCACAGAGGUGGCAGAGACCUUUAAGGCUAAAGAUCUAAUCAUCACACCAGCCACUGUUUUAAAGGAAAAACCAGACCCAGGCACGCUGGUGUUUGGAGCCACGUUCACGGACCACAUGCUGACGGUGGAGUGGUCCUCGGAGGCCGGGUGGGAGAAGCCCCACAUCAAGCCAUUCCAGAACCUGUCCUUGCACCCCGGCUCCUCAGCUCUGCACUAUGCCGUGGAGUUACUUGAGGGUUUGAAGGCAUUUCGAGGAGUCGAUAACAGAAUUCGACUGUUUCGGCCCAACCUCAACGUGGAUAGGAUGUACCGAUCUGCUGUCAGGCUAACCUUGCCGGUGUUCGACAAGGAAGAGCUUCUGGAGUGCAUCCAACAGCUCGUGCAGAUUGACCAAGAGUGGGUCCCCUAUUCAACGUCCGCGAGUCUAUACAUUCGCCCCACGAUGAUUGGAACUGAGCCCUCGCUUGGUGUGAAGAAACCUACCAAAGCCCUGCUCUUCGUCAUCCUGAGCCCAGUGGGGCCUUAUUUUUCCAGUGGGACCUUCAACCCCGUGUCCCUGUGGGCUGAUCCCAAAUAUGUCAGAGCUUGGGAAGGUGGAACCGGAGACUACAAAAUCGGAGGGAAUUACGGCGCCUGUCUUCUGGCCCAGUGUGAAGCCGCAGAGAAGGGCUGUCAGCAGGUCCUGUGGCUCUAUGGGAAGGACCAGCAGAUCACUGAGGUCGGAACCAUGAAUCUCUUCCUGUACUGGAUCAACGAAGAGGGAGAAGAAGAACUGGCAACUCCUCCACUAGAUGGCAUCAUCCUUCCGGGGGUGACAAGACAGAGCAUCCUGGAGCUGACCCGGGACUGGGGUGAGUUCAAGGUGUCGGAGCGAGUCCUCACCAUGGAUGAGCUGACGGCCGCUCUGGAGGGGGACAGAGUGAGGGAGAUGUUCGGCUCCGGCACGGCCUGCGUUGUCUGCCCUGUUUCCGACAUACUGUAUAAGGGCCAGAUGCUACACAUUCCGACCAUGGAGAACGGUCCUAAGCUUACAAGUCGCAUCUUCAGCAAGUUGACCGAUAUCCAGUAUGGGCGAGAAGACAGUGACUGGACAGUCGUGUUGUCCUGAAGGAAGAGCUCGGUGUCAGCUGGAUGCUGUCGGGAUGACCGCUUCGAUAGAUUUCCUGUCG
Molecule: messenger RNA, 1258 nt
Organism: Castor canadensis (American beaver)
Lineage: Eukaryota; Metazoa; Chordata; Mammalia; Rodentia; Castoridae
Gene: Bcat1
Product: branched chain amino acid transaminase 1
Biological process (GO): L-leucine biosynthetic process; L-valine biosynthetic process
Cellular component (GO): mitochondrion
Molecular function (GO): branched-chain-amino-acid:2-oxoglutarate transaminase activity
Source: RefSeq, a predicted model, not a curated record